UGUGUGGUUGCCAUGUAAUAUCCUGGCCGCGCGGGCGCGCGACGGGCUGAGGCGGCGCAGGGGCGGGCGCGGGUCUGGCGAGAGGGCUGCGGAGGCGGUGCCGACAGGGCCCGCCGAGGCGCGCGGGGGGUCGGCGGCGCCCAGGAGCCUGUCGCUUGCGCUGUCCCUCCGGUUUGCUGGGUCCCGGCGGGAGGUCGGACGGCGAAAGGCAGAAUGUCGGUGGCGGGGCUGAAGAAACAGUUCUACAAGGCGAGCCAGCUGGUCAGUGAGAAGGUUGGAGGAGCUGAAGGGACCAAGCUUGACGAUGACUUCAAAGAGAUGGAGAAGAAGGUGGAUGUUACCAGCAAGGCUGUGGUGGAAGUACUGGCCAGAACCAUCGAAUACCUGCAGCCCAACCCAGCCUCGCGGGCCAAGCUGACGAUGCUCAACACGGUGUCCAAGAUCCGAGGGCAGGUGAAGAACCCUGGCUACCCGCAGUCGGAGGGCCUGCUGGGCGAGUGCAUGAUCCGCCAUGGGAAGGAGCUGGGCGGCGAGUCCAACUUCGGUGAUGCCCUGCUAGACGCAGGGGAAUCCAUGAAGUGCCUGGCCGAGGUGAAGGACUCCCUGGAUAUAGAGGUCAAGCAGAACUUCAUCGACCCCCUCCAGAACCUGUGUGACAAAGACCUAAAGGAGAUCCAGCACCACCUGAAGAAGCUGGAGGGCCGCCGCCUGGACUUCGACUAUAAGAAGAAGCGGCAGGGCAAGAUCCCUGAUGAGGAGCUGCGCCAGGCCCUGGAGAAGUUUGAGGAGUCCAAGGAGGUGGCCGAGACCAGCAUGCACAACCUCCUGGAGACCGAUAUUGAGCAGGUGAGCCAGCUCUCCGCCCUGGUGGAUGCCCAGCUGGACUACCACCGGCAGGCCGUGCAGAUCCUGGACGAGCUGGCCAGCAAGCUCAAGCGGAGGAUGCGGGAAGCCUCUUCACGCCCCAAGCAGGAAUACAAGCCCAAGGCCCGGGAGCCCUUCGACCUGGGAGAGCCUGAGCAGUCCAAUGGGGGCUUCCCUUGCACCCCGGCCCCCACCAUCACAGCUUCGUCAUCUUUCCGCUCUUCUGACAAGCCCAUCCGGACCCCCAGCAGGAACAUGCCGCCCCUGGACCAGCCGAGCUGCAAGGCGCUAUACGACUUUGAGCCUGAGAACGACGGGGAGCUGGGCUUCCAUGAGGGCGACAUCAUCACGCUGACCAACCAGAUCGACGAGAACUGGUACGAAGGCAUGCUCCACGGCCAGUCAGGCUUUUUCCCCCUCAGCUACGUGGAGGUGCUGGUGCCCCUGCCUCAGUGACAGCGUUGGCCUGCCUGCCCCUCCGUCCAGAUCGCCUGCAUUCCACUUGCCCUAAAGCGCAGCCAUGGCGGUGCUCCCAGGGCAGCAGGGCCAACGGGGAGGCCAGGGCCCCUGUUUACACUAGUGCUCACCCACAGUGGUGGGGGGCUUCCCUCCCCACUCCACGCGGCUGCCUGGGGUUCUGCUGCCCUGAGGGGGCUCACACUAAGGUGCUCUUAGAAACACUAACUUCCUCCUGCCCCAUCCAGGACUGGUAACUCCGGUGAGCACGUACACACGCGUGUACACACACACCCCCACCCUCCACACUGGGGCCCACCCUGACCUGCCCUCACUGGGAGGAGAUGGAAAGUCUGUGCGAGGGGAUGGUUCCAGCAGGAUCCCUAACUGAGAUCCCCCACCCUGCUUUUAAAUUCCCCUGAGACUUUCCCAGGCCCCAGCUCACCCACAGAUGCCACCUCCCUGGGAGGGCCUUACCCAGGGGUCCUCAGGGGCCAGGUCUCCUAAGGACAGGCCCUCUCCUCAGCUGCAGGGCACUGAGCUCCACACACCUACCUUCCCUCAGUCCCUGCCUGCUGGUGCCCCACCCCCAGCCAAGCACAUGGAGCGUUUCUCUGGCACCAGCUGCCAUCACCAGCUGCACACACACCACACACACACGACAUGCCACACAUAGGACCAUGGGACACACCUCCCUCCCCACAGUCUCCUUUCUGCCGAAGGUCAAACACAAAGGUUUUGAUGAGUCACUGUUCCCAGACCCCUGGCUGUUGGGGCUGUCCUGGGGCCUCUCUAUCCCAGGCCCGCUGCCGUGCCCUGUCGACAGCGUCCCCGUCUAUCUCCUCCAGACCAAGGCAGGCAGCUGCCCAGACCAGUAGGACCCCCGCCCUGCAGCUGUUUCCCCCCUGGCCUAAUCUGAAAUUGCCUCAGUGGCAGGCUCGGGUCUGGUUCACAUUCCCUUCCUGCAGUGACCCUGCACAGCCCCCAGGACACCAUUACGUGGGGGACACACAGGCAUCCUAACCAAGCCAAGCAGCAUAGCCUUGGUCACAGUCUAGGGCAGAUGGAAAUGUCUUCCUGAUUUUUUAAAAAAGAAGUAUUAAAUGUCUCUUUCUACA
Messenger RNA from Hipposideros armiger (great roundleaf bat), 2438 nucleotides. It is a transcript of the gene SH3GL1, whose product is annotated as SH3 domain containing GRB2 like 1, endophilin A2. The transcript has 10 exons. NCBI's taxonomy places the organism in Eukaryota, Metazoa, Chordata, Mammalia, Chiroptera, Hipposideridae. The coding region runs from base 214 to 1320 and encodes 368 amino acids. Gene Ontology annotation, molecular function: protein binding. The record is from RefSeq and is a predicted model, not a curated record. Gene Ontology annotation, biological process: synaptic vesicle uncoating. Gene Ontology annotation, cellular component: cytoplasm; glutamatergic synapse; presynapse.